This is a messenger RNA of Haemorhous mexicanus (house finch), 1813 nucleotides long. It is a transcript of the gene CASTOR1, whose product is annotated as cytosolic arginine sensor for mTORC1 subunit 1. The coding region runs from base 78 to 1220 and encodes 380 amino acids. Gene Ontology annotation, molecular function: arginine binding. Gene Ontology annotation, cellular component: cytosol. Gene Ontology annotation, biological process: negative regulation of TORC1 signaling; cellular response to L-arginine. The record is from RefSeq and is a predicted model, not a curated record. The transcript is spliced from 9 exons. NCBI's taxonomy places the organism in Eukaryota, Metazoa, Chordata, Aves, Passeriformes, Fringillidae.
ACGUUCCCGGAUCGGUCCCCGGGCGAUAAGGGCGGUCACAGGGCGUUGACGAACCGAGGCGGGGCGGUUCCGGGGCGAUGCGAGGCGGUCCCGGGGCAAUGCGGGGCGGUCCUGGGCCGGUCCCGGGGCGAUGCGGGGCGGUUCCGGGGCGGUCCCGUGUCCGCCCUUAUAGCGGCGGCGGCGGCGGUUCCCGGGGCGGCGCGGCCGCCAUGGACCUGCACAUUCUGGAGCACCGGGUGCGGGUGCUGAGCCUGGCCCGCCGCGGGCUCUGGCUCUACACUCACCCGCUGCUCAAGCUGCUCUUCCUGCCCCAGCGCUGCCGAUGCAAGUUCUUCAGCCUGACGGAGACCCCCGAGGACUACACGGUGAUGCUGGACGAGGAGGGCUUCAAAGAGCUGCCACCCUCUGAGUUCAUGCAGGUGGCAGAUUCCACGUGGCUGGUGCUCAGCGUCGUCUCCAACGGGCGGGAGCCCCCCGGCUGCCAGGCCACCGGUGUCACCAAGAUCGCGCGCUCGGUCAUCGCGCCACUGGCCGAGCACCACGUCUCAGUGCUGAUGCUCUCCACAUACCAGACCGACUUCAUCCUGGUGCGGGAGCGGGACCUGCCCGUGGUGAUCCACACGCUGGCCGGGGAGUUCGACAUCUACAAGGAGGAGGGUGGCGAGUGUGUCCCUGUCACCUGCGAUGACGUGAGCAACGGCUUCCUCAAGCCCAAGCCACCCGCCAGCCCCACGCUGCACCCGGUGCAGAGCCCCCAGACGCGCUUCUGUGUCCUGACGGUGGCCCCCGACACGCUACCCGCCAUCGCCACCAUGCUCAUCGACGUCCUCUUCUACUCCCACAGCCCCCCGUGGGAUGCAGACGCCAGCAGCCAGGACCUCGACUCCAUCACCUUCUUCUCCUUCUCCCUCAUCGAGGGCUACAUCUCCAUCGUGAUGGAUGCCGAGACCCAGAAGCGCUUCCCCAGUGACCUCCUGCUGACCAGCUCGACGGGGGAGCUGUGGCGCAUGGUGCGCAUCGGGGGGCAGCCCCUCGGCUUCGAUGAGUGUGGCAUCGUGGCGCAGAUCGCGGAGCCGCUGGCGGCCGCCGACAUCUCGGCCUAUUACAUCAGCACCUUCAACUUCGAUCACGCGUCCCCGAGGAGGGCAUUGCUGAGGUCAUCCAGCUGCUGCAGCAGCGGCAGGAGAGCAGCAGAUAGCGGCUGGCUGUCCCCAGGCUAACUGUCCCAGCGUGGUGUCUCCCCUCCUCCCAUCCCCGUCAUUAAUUGUGAAUUUUAAUGAUCUCCCAGUACAGGAAAGAGCCGGGCACAGCAUCGCUCCCUCUGUGCUGGGGAUGUGGUGGCUUUGGGGACAUGGUGGCCUUGUGGCAGUGGGCACUGGCCCCAGGAGAGGGGUCAGUCCCUGGGUGCCAUCGUCUCCCUCUAGCCUGGCCUGUGCGGGGUGAGGGACCCAGGGACAGUGGGUGUGUCCAGGUGGAGGGGACACGGUGGGCGGACAUGCCAAAGAGCAGUGAUGUGCCACCGUGGUGCUAUAGGGGACAGCCUGGGGCUGAUGGGAUGCGUCCCCUUGGGAAGGGAGCGGUGGCCACGAUGCUCAGGGACAGCCCUGGAGCAGCCCCAUAGAGAGGAGAGCAUUCCUGGAGCUGGGGUUACCCCUGGCACCCCAAAAAUCUCCACGGGGGCAGUGGGAGGGCUCUGGUUCAAUGCCAGCCCUGGCUGUCACCUGUCAUGGAGGGGUGACAGUGGCUCUCAGCCCCUCACGAGUUGUAUUUUCACAUAGUUUUUGAUAAGUCAAUAAAAUUCUUAUUAUUUUUA